Molecule: messenger RNA, 1650 nt
Organism: Yarrowia lipolytica CLIB122
Lineage: Eukaryota; Fungi; Ascomycota; Dipodascomycetes; Dipodascales
Cellular component (GO): intracellular anatomical structure; catalytic step 2 spliceosome
Molecular function (GO): helicase activity; RNA binding
Source: RefSeq, a predicted model, not a curated record
AUGAAUCUUGCUCAAUGGAGCAUCAUACAAAAUGGUGCAAAAAUUGUCGCACACAUGGGGACCGGUAACAAUGCCUACAUCAUCGCAUGUUACUCUAAUUCACGCCCAGCUGUCAUGCUGCCACUCCUCAUUCAGAUGAAUCACACCAACACCAACAUUGCUGUUGUGGUGCACACAGAGACAGCUGCAAAGAGAUAUUCCAAGGAGAUUGAAGAGACGUCAAAAGUUGCAGGCACACCAUGUUCGUCGCAGUGUUUCCUCCGGUGGGAUUCACUACCAAUAGAUUCAAAGUGCACCUACUUCACUCCCGAAUCAUUCCUGAAAGCAUUUGGACAGCAGCAGGAGAUUCCAUACACCCACAUUAUUGUUCUAGACACACAUGAAAGAUUGCAAUGGGGUGAAACGGUCCUGGCGGUUCUCAAGAAGGUAUACACCGGACCUCUUGUUCUCUGCUGUUCUCCUCUUCCUAAGGCAAUAGGGUACCUCCAAGAUUUCUACGAGGGAGCUUCAAUCAUAGCUCUACAGGACAUAGAAGUCGUAGACAUGCACUAUCUUGAUCACCCCUCGUGUAAUCUGGUGGAUACUGCCGUUGACACCGCAGUCAACAUUAGCAGCAUGGAGGGAGAUGGUCAUAUCAUAAUGUUUCUAUCUACACGUGAGGAAGUACUCUUGGUGAUACGAGGGAUCAAUGACCGUCUCCAAUCUCAACAGAAAGGAGGGGAUGUCAGCGUGGUGCCCUUCUACAAGGCCAUGAAAAGAGAAGAACUGGAGGAGCUAUAUGAUGCCCUAGACAAGAGAGGAGGACGAACGAUCAUUGUCGCCACAGCGAUGGCUCAAGAUUACACGUCUCUCCCGCCUGAUAUUAAGUACGUCGUCGACUCUGGACUGCAAACCUCACAAGAAGGAAAGCAGAUAUGGGCUACCAAGCUGGAUUGCGAGAUUCGAGCCAAUCGAGUAUCCUCUACUGGGGGAAAGGUAUACCGACUAUUCACUGAAGAGAUGUUCGAGGACCUUAUUGACAUGUGUCCUGCCGAGGUCAUGGUCGACAAACUGGAUCAAGUAGUCCUCUAUUGGCUCUCGCUCGGUGUAAAAAACAUCCUUACCCUGGAGACUCCUUCCAAGUACCCUCAGAGGCUUCUUUCAUCAGCUUUAACGACUCUGCACCACGCUAGCUUGAUAUCAAACGAUGGCCAGCUUACAAGAGUCGCACAAAGUGUGUCAUCACUCUCUAUCUGCCUGCCUUUUAUUCCCACACGCUUCAUAGCUGCUAUUGGACAUUCACUAAGCGAAUCCUGCACGUCACAGAUCUUGAGUAUCGUCGCAAUGGAGCUCGCUGGAGGACUGAACGAGGCGUACUACACCCCCAAGGAGGUUGUGAAGCGAGAGGAGGCCAAGAACAUCCAUGCAUUGUUCCAAGUGGAGGAGGGACCUUAUAUCACCCUGUUGAACAUAUACGAAUCCGCGUGUACACCAAAACUGAAACACACGAGAUGGUUUGUUGAGCAUUUUCUCAACUACCAAAUGAUCAGGAUGGCUACAAACAUUCGCCACGAGCUAGCUUCUGUUAUUGGUGUUGGAGCCGUAAACGCCGAUAAAGAUGAGCAGAUGACCGGUUGCUUGGAGAUCGUGAAGAGGUAUUUUGACGAGUAA